This is a messenger RNA of Aspergillus sclerotioniger CBS 115572, 1524 nucleotides long. RefSeq names its product MFS general substrate transporter. Lineage: Eukaryota; Fungi; Ascomycota; Eurotiomycetes; Eurotiales; Aspergillaceae. The record is from RefSeq and is a predicted model, not a curated record. Gene Ontology annotation, biological process: tripeptide transport; transmembrane transport; dipeptide transport. The coding region runs from base 1 to 1524 and encodes 507 amino acids. Gene Ontology annotation, cellular component: plasma membrane. The transcript is spliced from 3 exons. Gene Ontology annotation, molecular function: allantoate transmembrane transporter activity; dipeptide transmembrane transporter activity.
AUGAAUGCCGUUGUACCUUCUGCCUCUGGUGAGAACCGCCCGGAUGAUAGCCCGGAGGUUGACCCCGCGCGGGUGUUACGCAAGGUGGAUCGGCGCCUGUUGCCACUGCUCUUCUUUACGUAUCUCCUCAACUUUAUGGACAAGAGCAUCCUGUCGAGUGCGUCUGUGUUUGGACUGAUCGAGGAUACGCACCUGGUCGGCCAGCAAUACAGUUGGGUGUCGAGUAUCUUCUACUUCGGGUAUUUCUUCUGGGAAUGGCCCACCAACUUGCUAAUCCCCCGUCUGCCCGUCGCCAAAUACCUGGCCAUCAACACCCUGUUCUGGGGCGCGGUGGUGGCCCUCACCGCCGCUUGCACCAAUUAUGGCGGGCUGCUGGCGGUGCGCUUCCUGCUGGGGGUGGCCGAAGCCACCAUCACGCCCGCCUUCAUGUUCAUCACCACGACGUGGUACACCCGCGAUGAGAUUCCCCUUCGCACGGGUGUUUGGUUUUCAGGUAACUCUGUGGGUGGCCUCGUCGCCAGUCUGUUAGCCUACGGAAUCGGACACAUCGACCAUCCUUUGAGUCCGUGGAUGUGGAUGUUCAUCAUCCUCGGAGUUGCCACCUUUCUGUGGGGGUUUGUCCUCUGGGCCCUACUCCCCGAUAGCAUCUCCAGCGCCAAAUUCCUCACCCCCGAGGAACGCGACUUCAUGGCCCAUCGCGCCAUGGUGGCGGGUACCGGUCGGACGGAGAAGACCACCUGGAAAUGGUCGCAAUUUGUGGAAUGUCUCUGCGACCCCAAGACGUGGCACUUGUUUGCCCUGGCCGUGCUGACCCAGAUCCCCAACGGUGGCACCCAGAAUUUCGGCAACCUGGUCAUCAAAUCGUUUGGAUUCACCUCCUUGCAGUCGACCCUGAUUGUCAUCCCGGCCAGUGUGAUCAGCGCAGGCACGAUUGCCUUGACCGGCUGGCUAGCCAGUAAAUCCCGGCAGAUGAAUUGCAUCCUGAUUGUGUGUAUCGUGGCGGUGUCUAUCACAGGGAGCGCCAUCAUUUACGCGCGGGCGCACCACGUCCCCCUGGGCGCCCAGCUGUUCGGCUACUUUCUGCUGUCGACGGGCCCAGGCGCGCUCCCGCUGAUCAUGUCCCUCCUGCAGGCCAAUUAUCGUGGUGUCACCAAAAAAAUGACCAUCACCACCUUGAUGUUUGUGGCGUAUUGUGCGGGCAACAUUGCGGGGCCACAGUUCUUCAAGUCCAGCGAGGCCCCGCUGUAUGAGACUUCCUUCCGGGCCAUCUUGAUCUGCUAUAUUAUUUCGGCUGCGUUGGCAGUAUCCUUGCGGUGUUAUCUGCAGUGGUUCAAUGCGAAACGCGAUCGGGAGGAAUGUAUCCAGGGCAACGCCGGACUGGCGGGGGCUGUCGGAGGCAAGAUGGUGGAUGAGCGACGGGAUGGGGCCAAUGUGUCGGUGCUGGUGCAGUCGGUCGAAUUGCAGGCAGAGGACUAUGAAGAUGCGACCGACUGGAAUACGGUGGGCUUUCGCUAUCGUCUGUAG